CCGUCCCGUGCCCCUGCUCCCCUUUAACAGAGUGAUGCGCUUCAACCCCGGACGUCGCUGUUGGGGAUGGAUCGAAGAGCUUAACGCGGGAGGUGUGUCAGGCCCUGCGAGCACCGAUGUGCCGGUGGUCUUGGAGCUGUUUGUGGCCCUCGGGCUGAGUGCUGAGCUGCCCCUCCGGGUGGGGAUGGAGGUUUCUGGGGUUCCGUGUGCCCCCGGGGCUCCCUGUGAAGUUACCGUGUGUGUGAACAGCAAUAGAAAAGAGCCAGAGCUCCCUCGCCCCUGGAAAUCACCACUUCAAAGCAGCAUUGGAGAGUUGUCAGCCUCCUCAGGCAGUUUGGAAGAUUCCUUUUUAUUAUUUUUAAAAAGCAGCAGUCGCACCUCCUCCUCACACCUCCUCCCGCUGCUGCCACUGAAAAUAAACGUGGGGGUGACAAUGUCUGUGAGGAAACCCAGCUGUCCUGGACUGACCCCCGGUUUGGGGAUGCCUGGCGGGGGUGCCCAGGGGCACAUGGCACCCAGAGAAGCCUUCUGCUCCUUGCCUCCUCCAUCACACUCAUCUUGAACAGCCCCUCACCCAGACACCAGCACCCAGCGGGAUCUGUGGUGUCACGGUGUGGGGUUUUCCUUUGCAGGGCUCCAGGCCGUGUGCGUGGGCACCGUGGGGCUGGUGGGGGUGUGCAGUGAUGUGUGGCGUCCCCCAAUGAUAGCGAGCUCUUAUCAGCCUGCACCAAAGCAUGUUGUGCAAGUAAAGAUAACAGGGAUGCUGUGUGUGGCAGACAGCCCUGUUUGGACAGGAAAGGCUGGGAGGAGAGCUGGAAGGUGGCUUGUACUCAGUUUGUUGCCAUGAGGGCGAAGUCUCAGGGUAGGAGAUGUGUGCUGCUGUCUUCCGCUUUGGGUUGUGCGCGCUAUUGAUAUCAAUGGGUGCUUGUGGGCAUGAGCGGCAAUGCUGCGACUCAGGCGGCUUUUGGUGGCUGUUUGUCCUGGUUUGCCCAUUACUUGGAGCUCAGAGCCUUCCUAUUCCAUCAUCUCAGGUAUCUGCAAGUUAGGUUUAAGUCAGAUUUUGGUGCAUGUGAUCCAGCUGUGACAGGGAUGUGGCAGCUUUUGUUGGUGCCCAUGGCACGAGGGGUAAAAGCUUGUGAGAACAGAGUGAUCAAAUGGCAGUGGUCAUGGGGAACUUAAAAAAGGCAUUACCAAACUGCUCCAAAUGAUUCCUUGCCCCUGGAUUUCCUGCUGAAGGACUGUCAAGCACAGCACGCCGUGGGGCUGCUCCUGCCUUUUCCCUCUGGCUGCUCCUUGGGAGCAGGAGUGGGGCUGCUGUGCUGUGCUGUGCUGAGCUGUGCCUUGUUCAGCCCUGUGGAUCUGCGACACUGCAACUCUCAAGUACUACAGAGCAAAUCCCCCUUGCCACUACCUCACCUACUGUGGGUGCUUUGCUGGUGUGGACCCUGAGUGGCUGCUGGUGUGAAGACGGCUGCUGCUGGGCUGAGUUCCACGUACAGUCAGGACAGAAGGCGGCAGUGGAGCUCUGGCACGAGGACAGCGUGUGCAGGAGGUCCGGAGCUCAGCGGGAGUGCUGCAAGGUGCUGGGAUGCUGCAGCGUGCUGGGGGCUGACGCGUGGAGCUCUGGCUGUGGGGAGCAGUGCCCCCGCCGCCCACCCAUGCUCCCGGCCGGCAGCCGGGGCCUUGCCCCGUGACGAGGUGCCCCCCUCACCAGGACCGCCGCCAUGACGAGCCUCUUUCGGCGCAGCAGCAGCAAUGGCGGCUCACGCGGCGGCUCCUCGGCGCAGGAGCUCAACAACAGCCGCCCUGCCAGGCAGGUGCGCCGGCUGGAGUUCAACCAGGCCAUGGAGGACUUCAAGACCAUGUUCCCCAAUAUGGACUACGACAUCAUCGAGUGCGUUUUGAGGGCCAACAACGGUGCCGUGGAUGCCACCAUCGACCAGCUCCUCCAGAUGAACCUGGAUGGCAGCGGCUGUGAGGACAGCUCGGACUCGGAGGACAGCAUUCCCCCUGAGAUCCUUGAGCGCACCCUGGAGCCAGACAGCUCGGAUGAGGAGCCUCCCCCAGUAUACUCCCCCCCAGCCUAUGAGAGCCAGGUGCUGAGCUGUCCACAUGCACCUCCCACCCCCCCACCCAGGACGGAUGUGCCGGGGCCUGGCCGCUACAGGAACUGGAACCCACCGCUGCUGGGCAACCUGCCUGAGGACUUCCUGCGCAUCCUACCCCAGCAAGCUGCCUGCACACAGGGCUCCUCUGGAUGCCGGCAGCCUGUGCCACGGGGCCAGGGCUCCCUGGAGCAGGAGAGGAGGUGGAAGCAGUACCUGGAGGACGAGCGGAUUGCGCUCUUCCUGCAGAACGAGGAGUUCAUGAAGGAGCUGCAAAGGAACCGGGACUUCCUCCUUGCCCUGGAGAGAGAUCGACUAAAAUACGAGUCAAAAAAAUCCAAGUCGACCAGUGCUGCUGUCAGCAAUGAUUUCUGUUUCUCCUCCAUAAUACCAGGUGAUGUAGCCACUCCUGGAACCAGCGAGGCUGGCAGUGCUGUGUCUGACGAUGCCUUAUUCAGAGACAAACUGAAACACAUGGGAAAAUCAACGCGCAAGAAGCUGUUUGAACUCGCCAGAGCCUUCUCUGAGAAGACAAAGAUGAGGAAGUCAAAAAGAAAACACUUGUUGAAGCACCAGGUGCUGGGGACAGCUGCAUCCACAGCAAAUCUUCUUGAUGACGUCGAAGGACACUCGUGCGAUGAAGAUUUUCAAGCACGGCGGCAGCAGCUCCGGGAAGAGGAGGAGACGCUGAAGGAAGGGCAGUAAAUGGUGAGGGCUGUGGUGCUGUGGCUGGUGACAGCUCCAGCGCCGUGAUGGGACAGUGCUGGCCGUGGUGCAGCUGAGGCUGAGCACACACUGUUCUUCCUCCUCCUGGUCUCCUCCCCUCCAGGUCCCAGCGCUGGGGUUUAUUGCUGGCACAGAAUGUGCAAAGGGCUUAAUAAGAAGAUGGCUGAAAAAAGGAAAACAAACAAACACCCAACGACAAAUAACCCCAUUUUUUGGCUGUUCCCCCUCUGCUGUUGUACUCCUCUGAAGUACAAACGUUGAAGUGAGGCAGUUUUCUUUUCAGAGGUUUGAAAACAACUUCUCCUAUCUAGCAAAUCAGCCAAAAAAAAAAAAGGAAAGGAAACAGCUGGCAGCUGGUGUGAGCUGUGGCAUUGGAGCUGGUGGGUCUGGGACUCAGGGAGGAGCCGUCCCUCCUGCGUGUGGGAUCCACAGAGUUCUGCCAGAAGAAUGCACAUGAGCUGUGCUGAGGGGAUGCCCCGGCUGCGGGAGCUGCCUGGCAGAGCAUCCCUGUGCAUAUCUGUGGUGAUCUGAUGUAAUUUUCCUCUGCGCACGCAGGAAAAGAAAACACAAGAAAGAAGCUAAAAACUGUCGUCUACUAUUGCUAGGAGUAAUAAGCAGAGAUUCAGAUCAGGUAAUAGUGAAAUAAUAUAAGUUGUUUAUAAAAGGAAAGGCCUUCUUUUCCAAGGCAUUUCCCUUUGCAUUAAACCUUUGCCUUUGGCAUCGCUCAAACUGC
Lagopus leucura (white-tailed ptarmigan) is the source of this 3564-nucleotide messenger RNA. It is a transcript of the gene CUEDC1, whose product is annotated as CUE domain containing 1. The transcript has 11 exons. Gene Ontology annotation, molecular function: ubiquitin binding. NCBI's taxonomy places the organism in Eukaryota, Metazoa, Chordata, Aves, Galliformes, Phasianidae. The record is from RefSeq and is a predicted model, not a curated record. The coding region runs from base 1725 to 2810 and encodes 361 amino acids.